Spea bombifrons (plains spadefoot toad) is the source of this 2404-nucleotide messenger RNA. It is a transcript of the gene CEP83, whose product is annotated as centrosomal protein 83. The transcript has 16 exons. Gene Ontology annotation, cellular component: centrosome. Bases 220 to 2295 code for a protein of 691 amino acids. Lineage: Eukaryota; Metazoa; Chordata; Amphibia; Anura; Pelobatidae. The record is from RefSeq and is a predicted model, not a curated record.
CAUUUUUAAAUAAUAUGUGACGGUUGAGUGGUAGGAGAGCCAGCGAAUUAUUGGUGUUUUGUAGUUACGUCGGUUUAUUAUAUGAUAUUACCGCGCUUCCCACUUGUCUCAGGAGACAUGCACAAUAUCAUCCUUAGAGGGCUGAAGACAUACACCUGCAGCUUCUGAAUGAUCAUUGUUCUGUGCUUUGUUAAGGUUGCACAUUAAUAAGGAAAGAUCAUGCUCCCUCAAAUCAGUGGAAGCGCUGGUGUCUCUUCCGAAGACGCGGAGCUACUGGAACUUAUGGAAGAUGAAAGAAAGAGAUGUGGGAUUUACAAGACCCACUACCUAACUUUAAAGGAAGAAAAUAUACGAUUGCAGAAUCACCAUGCAAGAUCACAACAGGAAUACAAGCGAGAUUUAGCUGAGAAGCAGCAUACAAUUGAGAAAUUCCAGCUACUGUUCACAGAGCUGCGGGAAGAACUAGUAAAGAAAACAACAGAAGUGGAAGAGCUUAAACUACAGGUACCUUCCCCUCAGAAAAUAGAACAUAUGAAAAUACAGAUUCAAAAAGAUAUAGAAGCUCCAAUGAAGGAACAAUUACAAAAACUGGAAGACGAUGUUGAAAGGUAUAAAGGAGAUUACAACAAACUCCGAUAUGAAUACACUCUUUUGAAAUCACAUUUUCAACAUGAAUUGGAUCAGCGUACACGCAUGUCAGAAGAGCAAAAGUUGAAAUAUGAAACAGAGAUCUCGGAGCUAGAAAGGGAUAAAGAAGAGCUGUAUAAUCAAAUGAUGACUGUUGAUCCCAAAAGAGACAGCAGUCGUGUGGAAGUCCUCCUCAGGGACAAAGCCCAUCUAUGUCAAAAAUUAAAAGAUUUAGAAGCUGAGGUGAAAGAGUUGCGAGCAGAGAAAGAACAUCAUGCUACCCAGGCAGAAAGUGUUCAAAGGACACAGGCUCAACAGAUGAUUGACACGCAGGCAUCAAUGAGGUCUCUGGAGUCUGAAAAGCAGUCAUUGAAACUGCAGAAGGAGCGUUUAGAGAAAGAGCUGCACCUGGCAGCAGAACAAAAUAUAGCUCUCACAACCAAGCUACACAAGGCAGAGCGUGAGGUUACCAAUCUAGCUAGCAAGGUUGAUGAGCUUAAACAGUCCCACAAAAUUGAAACUGAUAACAUUAAACUAGAAGCGGCAAAAUCAAAGAAUGAAGCGGAGAGAGAUCGGGACAAGAUCCAAAAUCAGUUAGAUGCAGUGGGAACUGAAAAUACAAUCUUAAAAGCGACGUUGGAACGUCAUAAAGAAUUAUUGGCUGAAAAAGAGCGAGAGUUAGUACGCAAAGUUCAGGCUGCCAAAGAAGCCGGCUUUCAGCAAGUUGGAGCACUCCAGGAUGAAAGAUUGGAGUUGGAAAACCGAAUUGCAGAAAUUGAGAAAUACAAAGCGGAACAAGAUGAAAAAUGGCAGUCUGAAAUUAGUCAUCUUGAAGAAAAUAUACGCGUUGCUCGAAACGCGGAGGAGUCCGCUAAAAGGGAACUUCAGAAUCUGAGGUCAAAUAUUCAACAACAAAUAGUUUUAAUUGAGCAGCUGCAAAAAGAAAAAUGUGACCAAGAAGAACUUAAACAGGAAAUGAAUGACUUGAAAAUACAAAUAAGUUCUGUUUCUGAGUCUGAAAAUAACCUGCUGCGAGCUAAUGAAAAGCUCCGGGAAACGGUGGAUUCUUUAAGGCAGGAGAUUCGAAACACCAGGGGCCACGCAGAAAGGGUCCAGAAAGAAGCAGAAAAAGAAUUAGAGGAGAACCGUAUAGAUUGGCUAGAGGAAAAGCACAAUCUACAAGACAAACUUUCUCAGUUGCAAGAAAAGUAUAAUCACCUGAAGGAAAAACUGCAGAGAGCUUCUUUCGCCCAGAAGAAGCGAAAAGCCAUAAAUGAAAGAAGGUGCAGACAAUAUGAAGAAAAAAUUGAACUUUUAGAGGCAACAAAAGAAGAACUUGAGGCAAAAAUCAACCUAUUAAAUCAGCAAAAUGUUCCUCGUGAAGAAUAUGGGAGACUUAAGAAACAGCUGAAGGAUCUGCAACGCAGACACAACGAAUUUCGAAGUUUAAUGUUAGAUCCCAAUAUACCAGUAUCGGGAAUGACAUCUUCAGCACUACUUGGAGCAGACUUUCCUACCCACAGUAUCCAGGAGGAGCAGCAUCAAAGAGACUUGUCCUUGAUUCGCAAGCGACUGGAUGAAUUGGAAAGUGAACAACAAAAACAACUAGAAGAACUUGGUCCUCCUGUACAACAUGACGGUCUUGCCAACAUUGUUUCAGAGUCGUAGUGUAGAUGCUAUGUUCCAGAUUCAAUGAGCUGUUCUAAAACCUAGAUCACACUUUAAAUUCAUAUUUGCCAUUAAGCUACUUGAGCACAAAUCUUAGUGCACAAAGCCA